GCUUGGUAAUACUUUUGGGCGUUUUACUCAAUUUUAAAAGCGAUAUUGAAAGUCUUUAUCCAGUGAAAUUCUCCAAACCUUUGUUGAUGAAGAAACUACAAAGAAGAUAAAUUCAAUUUCUUUUUUGAUAAGACUUCUUUUUGUAAAGAAACAAUUGAAGGGAAACAGGUAAUAUGACGUAAGGCCAUGUCAGUCUCGUUUAAAGCUGCACAAUAAGCUGUUUUAGAAAUGUCUGUAAAUUCAACAAAUGAUUCACUUGACAUUAUUUUGCUUUAUUGCUUUUUCUGGCAUAAUCUAAUCUAAGAUUGAGAUUAAAUAAUUUUAAGUAAUACAAUGUAAAAAGUGAAAGUUGAAUAAGCUUAAAGAAUUACUUCAAUUGGUAACACCUACAAAAUCGAAACCUUUUCAACAUAAACUUUCUCACUAAGUCAUUUUUAAAGUUUUUCACCUUAGAUUUUUCACAUAAAUUGAGAAAAGUUAAGUUGAAAAAACUUUAUUUUUUAGGUGUUACAAGUUGACGGGGCGUAGGACUGGCGGUAAAACCAUUACUGAUUACCAGGGCCCCAAGGGGAGAGAGGGCCCUUAAAAAGUCUGGAAUACAUUUUAUUUUACCUGGAGCGCAAACUUCUGCUGUACGGUUAAAAUGUCUUUCUCAAAGAAAGCUAAAUCAGGCCACCAAAAAAGACAGGAGAAGGAAAGAACAAAACAAGGGGAAACGAUUUGUGACUGACGUCUUUUCAAAGAAAGUUUCAGUUUUCUUGUUCUUGGGUUAAACCUGCUGGGUUAUUAUGCUUGGUGGUUUGAAGAGGCUCACGUGCUUCGCGCCCUUGAUGUUUGAAUGUGCUCAGCAACGGUCGUCGUGAAAGGACAGAGCCACUGGAAGCAGUUGUUUCAAGGUAUUACUGUCCGUGAUCAGAUUGAACUAAAGGAAAUCAUUCAACAUGCUUACAACAACUAUCGAGAGACCAGUAGAUGGUUUCGUGGUGUCAUAGAUCCUACAACACUUUAUCGUGCACGAACAGAAUAUCAGAGCGAGUUUAAGAGGCACUGGAAAGAACAGAGAACCGGUUCACUUCAGUGGGAUAUGAUUAAUAUAGUGGAGAAAGGAAGGAGAAUUCUGCAGAAACAUUUGGAGAUUUUUGUUGCACAAGGUGGGAUGUAUGACAUAAAUGUUGUUAGCAUUGCGGUGUCCAGAUUGCUAAUUCUCAUUUUUCUCUCUUAUAAAGGUCUGUGUCCUAAUAAAUGUGGACUGUUCUAUCAGAAAGUAAUGAAUUGCUCUUCCUGUCAGUAUGGACUUUAUACAUGUCUAUCAGCUACACCACCAUUAGACUGUGGAGAACAUCAUCUAGUGGCAGAAGAAGGAGAGGGGGUGGUGCUGGACUGUUUUCUGUCUUGGCACACUUUGGUAGUUGGACAGAUGGAGUAUCAUUACUCCUGGCUCCCAGCAAAUAAUCUGUCGCAUGAUGGGGAGUAUGAAGAGCUGGUUGUGACAGAAGAUUCUAAAAUAGUACUGAAUCAACUGAGAGUCAGUGAGCAAGGCCUGUACCGCUGCCUCUUACAGGACCAGAAGGGUACUACACUGUCUCGCAUUUACUUCAAUCUGACAGUCGACCCAUUGCCAACUACAGCCCCUAGACUGAUUGUGACAUUGCCUCCUUUGCCUUUGGGUUAUGAAUCAACCCCUCCUUCCCUACAUAGGAACGCUUUCCUUAUUAUGGUUAUUUUACUGACUGUACUCAGCAUCACUGGCAGCCUGGUCAUCAUAAUUUACUUUGGAGUGACCAUGAAGCGACAGAAGGAGAGAGACAUCAGCAGAAGAGGAGAGAGGAAGGAUGCUGAAAACAUUGAGCUGACUGUCACACACUGAGGAUGUGAUCCAAGAG
This is a messenger RNA of Paramisgurnus dabryanus, 1883 nucleotides long. The record is from RefSeq and is a predicted model, not a curated record. NCBI's taxonomy places the organism in Eukaryota, Metazoa, Chordata, Actinopteri, Cypriniformes, Cobitidae.